Messenger RNA from Rhododendron vialii, 1885 nucleotides. Its product is annotated as cytochrome P450 81Q32-like. Gene Ontology annotation, molecular function: heme binding; iron ion binding; oxidoreductase activity, acting on paired donors, with incorporation or reduction of molecular oxygen. Lineage: Eukaryota; Viridiplantae; Streptophyta; Magnoliopsida; Ericales; Ericaceae. The record is from RefSeq and is a predicted model, not a curated record. The coding region runs from base 17 to 1696 and encodes 559 amino acids. The transcript is spliced from 2 exons.
CGAAAAAUGGGAGAAAAUGGGAAGCCCUUACCGCAAUACGGUAAGAACGUCCUUAUUAAAAGUGGACUCAUAUAUAUAUAUAUAUAUAUAUAUAUAUAUAUAUACACACACACACAUACACACACCACAAACUGUACUCAUGCAUCACAAAUCCAAUACUUUCACUACAACAUCAAUAAUGCAACCACUCCCAAAAAUGGAACUCACACUCCCAUACAUUUCUCUCUCCGUUUUCCUCCUCCUCAUCGCUUUCAAAUUCCUGUCGCAACAAAGCCAACGCCGCCGCAACCUCCCUCCGAGUCCCCGCUCCCUUCCGGUCAUCGGCCACCUCCACCUCGUCAAACAACCUCUCCACCGGACCUUGCACAAACUCUCUCAAACCCUCGGCCCCAUCUUCUCCCUCCGGUUUGGGUCCCAACUCGUCGUGGUCAUUUGCUCGCCGUCCUUGGCCGAAGAAUGCUUCACCAAGAACGACAUCGUCCUAGCCAACCGUCCCAGGUUCAUGGUCGGGAAAUACUUCGGUUACGACUACACCACCGUCGUUAACGCCCCCUAUGGCGACCACUGGCGCAAUCUGCGCCGCCUCAUGUCCCAGGAAAUCUUCUCCACCGGCCGCCUCAACGCCUUCCUAUCCAUCCGUCACGACGAAGUCGGGCACUUACUCCGCCAACUGUACAAGAAAUCGUCGACCGAUUUCACCAAGGUCGAAAUGAAGUCGAAGCUCUCUGGGCUAACGCUUAACAUCAUCAUCAGACUGAUCGCUGGGAAGCGGUAUUACGGGGACGAGUUGGAGGAUUCAGCAGAGGCGAAGGAGUUCCGGGAGAUCGUGACUGAGGUUUUCUUCUAUGGCGGCGCGUCGAACCCCGCGGACUUCUUGCGGGUUCUACGGUGGAUUGAUUAUAAGGGUUUUGAGAAGAAUGUGGAGAGAAUUCAUAAUAGAAUGGACGCGCUAUUGCAAGGGUUGAUCGAUGAGCAUCGGAGGGAUAAGAGUAAGAAUACGAUGGUUGAUCAUUUGCUUUCGUUGCAAGGGUCACAGCCAGAAUAUUAUACAGAUGCAAUUAUUCGAGGGCUUAUGAGUGUCAUGAUACUAGCUGGGACAGACACCUCUGCAGCAACAAUGGAAUGGGCAAUGUCUAAUUUGGUGAACCACCCAGAAGUGUUGUCGAAGGCUAGAGCAGAGAUAGACGCUCAUGUCGGCCAAGAUCGCCUAAUUGAUGAACAUGAUGUCCACAAGCUUCCUUACCUUAAUGCUAUCAUAUCUGAAACCUUCCGACUUUGCCCAGCGGCACCCAUGCUAGUACCACACAUGUCAUCUGCUGAUUGUACUAUUGGGGGAUACAAUGUGCCACGCGGCACACUCUUGUUAGGCAAUGCAUGGGCCAUUCACAGGGAUCCUAAGGUUUGGGAUGACCCAACAAGCUUUAAACCUGAGAGGUUUGAAGGUGGAGAUGUGGAGGGACAUAAGCUAUUGCCAUUUGGGUUGGGAAGGAGGUCCUGCCCCGGGGCAGGUUUAGCCCAACGUGUUGUGGGCCUGACCUUGGGAUCACUUAUUCAGUGCUUUGAGUGGAAGAGGGUGAGUGAGAAUCUUGUUGAUAUGACUGAAGGGAUUGGUCUUACCAUGCCCAAGGCAGAGCCGUUGGAAGUCAUGUGCAAAGCACGUGACAUCACGAAGAAGGUUCUCUCUGAAUGCAAAUGAUGCUUGAGCAAUGUUAUUCGAAGGUCCCGAGAACGUGUUUCCGUGUUUUAGUAGUCCAAUUUUUCUUCUGUUGUAGUUUGUUGUUUUGCUGUGUUUUCUGAUAUUUGUGGUAUUGUACAAAAGCUAAUUAAUAUGUAUGAGUGCCUGGCUACGAUAUUAGUUUUUCAAAUAUGUUGUUAGCAUGAUGAA